This is a messenger RNA of Cryptococcus amylolentus CBS 6039, 1232 nucleotides long. RefSeq lists its product as hypothetical. Lineage: Eukaryota; Fungi; Basidiomycota; Tremellomycetes; Tremellales; Cryptococcaceae. Gene Ontology annotation, cellular component: late endosome membrane; ER to Golgi transport vesicle membrane; Golgi apparatus. The record is from RefSeq and is a predicted model, not a curated record. Gene Ontology annotation, biological process: vesicle fusion; endoplasmic reticulum to Golgi vesicle-mediated transport. The coding region runs from base 227 to 997 and encodes 256 amino acids. Gene Ontology annotation, molecular function: SNAP receptor activity; SNARE binding. The transcript is spliced from 4 exons.
GCAACUUCGCUUCUCGUCGUCGCACUGUCGUCGCAACUACUUGACCACUGCAUCAACAAGUCCCACUGCAUACCGCUCCACUUACAGCCCAGCUCCUCGUCGGGAAUCGAUAUAUACAUUCGGCACCCAUCGCGCAUUCCACCUUUUCGAGAAUACGAACCUCCGAGCAAGCAAUACAAGACCAACUCAAUCCCGAUACCGCCAUCCGUGACGACUGUGGCCCAUCAUGCAGUCCCUCAAUGCCUUGGGAAACAGACAAAUAGCGAGUCUGAAUAAGGAUCUGGUGAGGAUGGAGAGUGGCGAGAGCGGGGCAGCCGUGCAAGGUCAGAUAACGACUACAUUGAGCGCGCUCUCUCGACUCAUUAACGACUAUGACUCUAUGGCUCAGAAGGAGAUGGUGACGGCUGCUAGAGAGAAAGCCAACACGCGAGUGGCGAAGUUGAAGAAUGAGCACAAGGAACUCAAGUCUCGUUUUGAACGGGCCAAGAACGAGAGCCACGCAAAGGUAUGGUUGUCUAUUCGCACCUUCUGCUCCUCUGUUAAGACGUGUCUGCAGGCCCGCUCAAAUCUGCUGGGCACUGCUUCUGGCUCUGCUCCGCCGUUUUCUCCCAUGGGCGCCCAAAUGUCUCAAAGACGUGCUCAACCUCAAACAUUUGCCGAGUCCCCGUUCGCUUCUGAUCCCCUCUUCCGGCCGAACAAUCCUCCAACAGAUAGAGAGAACUUUGCCCUGCGAGAGCACUCUUUCUUGCAGGAGAGCGAGAAUUCGAUAGAUCAGUACAUCUCACAGGGAAGAGCAGUGUUGGAGAACCUCGUGGAGCAGAGAGGGAUGCUAAAGGGUACGAGGACAAGACUGCUCAAUGCUGCCAACACUUUGGGUAUGAGCAGAGAAACAAUUGGCUGGGUAGAGAGAAGAACGAAGCAAGAUGCUUGGAUCUUUGGGAUAGGUGCCACAUUCACGCUGUUCAGCUUCUGGGUGAUAUGGCACUAUCUGGGCUGAGCGGGGUGGGAAGGCGAUUAGACACGUUACUUGUAUCAUAGCGGGCGCAUAUAUAUAUCGAGGAUGCCAUGAGCCAACGAUGUAUCGUAUGACUCUUAGGUGCUCUUUACCUGCUGCCAGUGUGCUAGAACAACUGAACAAUGCGUUCUAUUACAGAUUUACAGACUACUGCCCUUGGCCAUCAGACUGCAUGGCGACCUCCUUUGUCUUACCCUAAAACGAAACUACUUUCAAU